AUGGAGGCCGCGCCCGGGACCCCCCCGCCGCCGCCAUCAGAGUCGCCGCCGCCGCCAUCGCCACCGCCGCCGCCAUCAACGCCUUCGCCUCCUCCGUGUUCCCCCGAAGCCCGCCCGGCCACCCCGCACCUCCUCCACCACUGCCUCCCGCUCCCUGACGACAGGGAAGAUGGGGAGCUGGAAGAAGGUGAACUGGAAGAUGAUGGGGUUGAAGAGACGCAGGACGCCCCAGGGGGACCAGAGAGGAGCCGGAAAGAGAAAGGGGACAAGCACCAUAGUGACUCAGACGAGGAAAAGUCUCACCGGAGGCUGAAGAGGAAACGGAAGAAAGAACGGGAGAAGGAGAAGAGGAGGUCCAAGAAGAGAAGGAAAUCCAAGCACAAGCGCCAUGCUUCUUCCAGUGAUGACUUCUCCGACUUCUCCGAUGACUCCGACUUUAGCCCCAGCGAGAAGGGGCAUCGCAAGUACCGGGAAUACAGCCCCCCGUACGUGCCGUCACACCAGCAGUACUCCUCAUCACACUCUGCACCGUUGCCCAAGAAGUCAUACUCCAAGAUGGAUAGUAAGGGCUAUGGCAUGUACGAGGACUACGAGAAUGAGCAAUAUGGGGACUACGAGGGGGACGAGGAGGAGGACAUGGGCAAGGAGGACUAUGACGACUUCACCAAAGAGCUGAACCAGUAUCGGCGCUCCAAGGAGGGCAGUCGGGGGCGAGGCAGCCGAGGCCGGGGCAGGGGCUACCGAGGCCGAGGAAGCCGAGGAGGAGCACGAGGCCGGGGCCUGGGCAGGGGCAGCCGCGGCCGGGGCAGAGGCUCCAUGGGAGGAGACCACCCGGAGGAUGAAGAGGACUUCUAUGAGGAAGAAAUGGAAUAUGGAGAAGGUGAGGAGCCGAUGGGAGACGAUGAGUAUGAUGAAUACUCCAAAGAACUGAGCCAGUACCGCCGGUCCAAGGACAGCCGAGGCCGAGGUUUAAAUCGUGGCCGUGGCCGUGGCUCCCGAGGUCGAGGGAAGGGGAUGGGCCGGGGCCGAGGACGAGGCGGCAGCCGAGGAGGGAUGAACAAGGGUGGGAUGAACGAUGAUGAAGACUUCUAUGAUGAUGACAUGGGCGACAGUGGUGGAGGCUACCGAAGGAGUGACCACGACAAGCCCCACCAGCAGUCCGACAAGAAAGGCAAAGUCAUCUGCAAGUACUUCGUGGAAGGACGUUGCACAUGGGGAGACCACUGUAAUUUCAGCCAUGACAUCGAACUGCCAAAGAAACGGGAGCUGUGCAAGUUUUACAUCACUGGCUUCUGUGCCAGAGCCGAGAACUGCCCCUAUAUGCACGGUGACUUCCCGUGUAAGCUGUACCACACGACUGGGAACUGCAUCAACGGCGAUGACUGCAUGUUCUCCCACGACCCGCUGACUGAGGAGACCAGAGAGCUGUUGGAUAAGAUGUUGGCUGAUGAUGCUGAGGCGGGUGCCGAGGACGAGAAGGAAGUGGAAGAGCUGAAGAAGCAGGGCAUCAACCCCCUGCCCAAGCCUCCCCCUGGUGUGGGCCUGUUGCCCACACCUCCUCGGCCCCCGGGCCCCCCAGCCCCUACCUCUCCCAACGGCAGGCCCAUGCAGGGAGGCCCCCCGCCUCCUCCUCCACCCCCUCCACCGCCCCCGGGGCCCCCCCAGAUGCCCAUGCCAGUGCACGAGCCACUGUCCCCUCAGCAACUGCAGCAACAGCAGGACAUGUACAACAAGAAGAUCCCCUCCUUGUUCGAGAUUGUGGUGCGGCCCACAGGACAGCUGGCUGAGAAGCUGGGCGUGCGGUUCCCAGGACCUGGUGGACCCCAAGGGCCUAUGGGUCCUGGACCCAACAUGGGACCCCCAGGGCCCAUGGGGGGCCCCAUGCACCCUGAUAUGCAUCCCGACAUGCACCCUGACAUGCACCCCGACAUGCACCCUGACAUGCACCCUGAUAUGCCAAUGGGUCCUGGAAUGAACCCUGGCCCACCCAUGGGCCCUGGCGGCCCCCCAAUGAUGCCCUAUGGUCCUGGAGACUCCCCGCACUCUGGAAUGAUGCCUCCUAUCCCACCGGCCCAGAACUUCUACGAGAACUUCUACCCGCCGCAGGAAGGCAUGGAGAUGGAGCCGGGCCUCCUUGGGGAUGCAGAGGACUACGGGCACUACGAAGAGCUGCCGGGGCAGCCGGGGGAGCCCCUCUUCCCUGAGCACCCUCUGGAGCCUGACAGCUUCUCUGAGGGAGGGCCCUCAGGCCGGCCGAAGCCGGGCGCUGGUGUCCCCGACUUCUUGCCCUCGGCCCAGAGGGCUCUGUACCUGAGGAUCCAGCAGAAGCAGCAGGAGGAGGAGGAGAGAGCAAGGAGGCUGGCUGAGAGCAGCAAGCAGGACCGGGAGAAUGAGGAAGGAGACACUGGCAACUGGUACUCGAGCGACGAGGACGAGGGUGGGAGCAGCGUCACGUCCAUCCUCAAGACCCUCAGGCAGCAGUCAUCCAGCCGGCCCCAGGCCUCUGUCGGGGAGCUGAGCAGCAGUGGGCUGGGAGACCCCCGCCUCCAGAAGGGACACUCCGCAGGAGGCCGGCUGGCUGACCCUCGCCUUAGCCGGGACCCCCGGCUCACCCGCCACGCCGAGGCUGCCGGUGGCGCUGGCCCUGGGGACACGGGGCCCUCUGACCCUCGACUGGCUCGCACCCUGCCAGCCUCCAAGACUGAUGGCAGCACCCAUGCCAACCCUGCGGGCCCCGGCAGCUCCAAGGGGUCUGCACCGCCUCCUGCGGAAGAGGAGGAGGGGGAGCGCGCCUUGCGGGAGAAGGCGGUCAGCAUCCCCCUGGACCCCCUCCCCGGACACCCCCUGCGGGACCCACGGUCGCAGCUGCAGCAGUUCAGCCACAUCAAGAAGGACGUGACCCUGAGCAAGCCCAGCUUCGCCCGCACUGUGCUCUGGAACCCCGAGGACCUCAUCCCCCUGCCCAUCCCCAAGCAGGACGUGGUGCCCCCCGUGCCUGCCGCCCUGCAGUCCCUGCCCGCCCUGGAUCCCAGGCUGCACCGCUCCAGCCCUGCAGGGCCCCCCAACACCCGGCAGCGCGCAGGGGCCUCCUCGGACUCCAGCAGCUCGGGCUCGAACCUGCCUGACUUCGAGCUGCUGUCUCGGAUCCUCAAGACUGUCAACGUCAACGCCCCUGGCGCGGGCGACAAGCCCAGCGACCCCAGGGUGCGCAAGGCGCCCGCCGACCCGCGGCUGCAGAAGCCGGUGGACUCUGCUGCGGCGGCUGCGGCCCGCGUCGCCAAGCCCUGUGCCCCGGAAACCUCGCCCCCCACGGGGAGCCCCAGCCGGGAGUCGUCCCCCCCAGCCACGGCACCCUAUGACCCCCGCGUGCUGGCGGCCGGCGGCCUGGGCCAGGGUGGCGGGAGCGGGCAGAGCAGCGUGCUGAGCGGCAUCAGCCUGUAUGACCCCAGGACUCCCAACACGGGGGGCAAAGCCUCAGAGCCGGCUGCGGAGGCGGGCGCCCAGCCCAAGGGCCCCGAGGGCAACGGCAAGAGUUCAGCCUCCAAAGCCAAGGAGCCCCCGUUCGUGCGCAAGUCAGCCCUGGAGCAGCCGGAUGCGGGGAAGCCCGGGGCCGACGCGGGUGCCGCGGCCACGGACAGGUACAACAGCUACAACCGGCCUCGGCCCAAGGCUGCUGUGGCCUCCACCGCCUCCACCGGCACCCCGCCACCAGAGGGGGCCGCGCCCCAGCCCGGAGUGCAUAACCUACCCGUGCCCACGCUCUUUGGGACCGUGAAGCCCACCCCCAAGUCCGGCUCAGGGAGCCCCUUUGCCGGCAACAGCCCGUCCCGCGAGGGCGAGCCGGACGCGGGGUCCCUGAAAGAUGUCUUCAAAGGCUUUGACCCCACUGCCUCCCCCUUUUGCCAGUAGUGUUGGGGGGGGGCCGUGCUCCCCCCGCUCCACCCCUUCCAGGGUGAGACUUAAGGGCAGUCACCAGAGCUGGGGGAUCCUGGGUGUUCUUUUCUUUUCCCCCCUCUUUUCGUUUCCUCUUACGUAGUCCUUUCUUUGAGACAUAAAUUGUACAUAACACCUCCGUUCUGAUCCGUCACCCCGGCCGGCCGCGGCUGCUGCUGGGGCUCCCAGGGCUCCCGCACUGCUGGACAAGGAAAAGUGGAGUCCACGCGUCUGUCCUGUUCGCUCGGCGUGAAGCCACUGUCACCUCAGGAGAGGAAGCCCUAGAGGUGGCCAGGCCUUCUGGCCCACUCUGUUCAUGAAUUUGCACUUGGGGCUUUGCACCCUCCGUCCAGAGUUCAUCCUGAAAGCAUCACACACCAGCGCCCAUGGGAGACGGGGACAGACGGACCUGGGGUGCAUCUCCCCCAGGAGGAAGCCCCUCGGAGUGUGCUUUCUGUCAGUAUUACCCGUCCUGCCCCAGCCCGCACGCUGUGGGCCGCAGAUGCCCCAGCACUGCCGGCCCCAGCCCCGUCCCCAGAGACAGCUCAAGGAUCCGCAGCGCUGCCACCCGCCGGCCUCCGGAGCAGCGGCCUUGGAGGGCUACGGCCAGGCCCUGGUGCCCUGCCCGCUCUCCCCCUCGCUGCCAGCCCUGCCUCUGUAAGGCUGAGGCAGUGCAGCUUCGCUUCCCCCCCUCCCAAGCCGACAGACCACGGGCUCAGCCGUGAGGCGCAGUGUUGGAUUUGUGGACAUUUGCAGAAGGGGGCCUGAGGAAGGGAGCAAUGUGGCUGGGCCUGGAGGGGACCCCCCACUGCCGUGGGAAGACACCAGCCAUGCUUGAGCAGGGCACAGAAGUUUGCAGUAGCCUUCCCCCCGCC
This is a messenger RNA of Dipodomys ordii (Ord's kangaroo rat), 4808 nucleotides long. RefSeq names its product zinc finger CCCH-type containing 4 (gene Zc3h4). The record is from RefSeq and is a predicted model, not a curated record. The transcript has 14 exons. Bases 1 to 3909 code for a protein of 1302 amino acids. Gene Ontology annotation, cellular component: nucleus. Gene Ontology annotation, molecular function: metal ion binding; RNA binding. Gene Ontology annotation, biological process: negative regulation of DNA-templated transcription. Lineage: Eukaryota; Metazoa; Chordata; Mammalia; Rodentia; Heteromyidae.